Fukomys damarensis (Damara mole-rat) is the source of this 1285-nucleotide messenger RNA. RefSeq names its product nuclear casein kinase and cyclin dependent kinase substrate 1 (gene Nucks1). The record is from RefSeq and is a predicted model, not a curated record. Gene Ontology annotation, cellular component: cytoplasm. The transcript has 6 exons. Gene Ontology annotation, biological process: double-strand break repair via homologous recombination; interstrand cross-link repair. Gene Ontology annotation, molecular function: single-stranded DNA binding; double-stranded DNA binding. NCBI's taxonomy places the organism in Eukaryota, Metazoa, Chordata, Mammalia, Rodentia, Bathyergidae. The annotation marks the transcript as partial.
UUAGUCCCUUCUUUCUACAGAAAUAGGAAGGUCGUUGAUUAUUCACAGUUUCAGGAGUCUGAUGAUGCAGAUGAAGACUAUGGAAGAGAUUCAGGACCUCCCACCAAGAAAAUCCGAUCAUCUCGAGAAGCUAAAAAUAAGAGGCGGUCUGGAAAGAAUUCACAGGAAGACAGUGAAGACUCAGAAGAAAAAGAUGUGAAGACCAAGAAGGAUGAUUCUCAUUCAGCAGAGGACAGUGAAGAUGAAAAAGAUGAUCAUAAAAAUGUGCGCCAGCAGCGGCAGGCAGCAUCUAAAGCAGCUUCUAAACAGAGAGAGAUGCUGAUGGAAGAUGUGGGUAGUGAGGAAGAACAAGAAGAAGAGGAUGAGGCGCCAUUCCAGGAGAAAGAUUCCGGCAGUGAUGAAGAUUUCCUAAUGGAAGAUGAUGAUGAUAGUGACUACGGCAGUUCAAAAAAGAAAAACAAAAAGAUGGUUAAGAAGUCCAAACCUGAGAGAAAAGAAAAGAAAAUGCCCAGACCCAGGCUAAAGGCUACAGUGAUGCCAAGUCCAGUGAAAGGCAAAGGGAAAGUGGGUCGCCCCACAGCUUCCAAGGCAUCAAAGGAAAAGACUCCUUCUCCCAAAGAAGAAGAUGAGGAGCCCGAAAGCCCUCCAGAGAAGAAGGCAUUGGCAAGCCCCCCACCUGAGAAGUCUGGGGAUGAAGGGUCUGAAGAUGAAGCCCAGUCUGGGGAGGAUUAAAAGUGCUCAUGGUUUGGGGAGAGAUUUUAUUAAAAAGAAAACGAAAAAAAAAAAGAAAAAAAGGGGAAGAAAGAGAACCUGCUUAAGAUAGAACAUGGUUUUGGCUAUGGCUUGACUCAUGGGCUUUCAGUGCUUUUUUCUAUUUGUUAAAAAUAAUUUCUUCCUCCCCAUCUCCCCUCUCCUCCUUCCUCUCUCUUUCCCUUUCUCUCUUCCUCUCCUCCAGAACACCAUUGUAUACAGAAGUGUUUAAGUUACCUUUGUGUUUGCUGGUCUUCUCUUUGCCACCACCCCCAUUUCCCAAUGAAAGCCAUGUCAGAUUUAUCACUGGAUUGACUGCUUCAUCCUUUUCUCUGUAACGGAAGAUGUACCACAUGUGCAAAGCAAUACGAUUUGAGAUGAAGACUGUGGGAACUUCGCUUUUGGCUAAAAUGAUAGCAAGUUGAACAGUAACCGAAAAACAUAGAAAGAUUUUAGUUAAAAAUAAUUGCUUCUUUCUCUGCUUGGACUUCUAAAAAAUCAGUUGUCCUCUAAUAUGAGAUUAUAUGUCUAUAUA